Messenger RNA from Mandrillus leucophaeus (drill), 1834 nucleotides. RefSeq names its product single stranded DNA binding protein 3 (gene SSBP3). Gene Ontology annotation, cellular component: nucleus. The coding region runs from base 408 to 1244 and encodes 278 amino acids. Gene Ontology annotation, biological process: positive regulation of transcription by RNA polymerase II. The transcript has 18 exons. The record is from RefSeq and is a predicted model, not a curated record. NCBI's taxonomy places the organism in Eukaryota, Metazoa, Chordata, Mammalia, Primates, Cercopithecidae.
CUGAUGCUCCUUUUACUCUGGAAAGAACAUGCCAGGCAGCCUCUGCCCUUCAGCCUGUACCCCAGAAUGGGAGACACAUGGGACAGACUCAAGCUGUACCCUGAAGCAGAGCUGCCUAGUUGACUGCAGACCUGUUAGCUUUAUACGUCUACGAAUAUUUACUGCACGUAGGAGCACAGAAAUCUGCACAGACCUUCUUAUCGGAGAUUCGAUGGGAAAAAAACAUCACGUUGGGAGAACCGCCUGGGUUUUUGCACUCGUGGUGGUGUGUAUUUUGGGACCUUUACUGUGCCGCUCCUGAAAGGAGAGACACUUGUGAACAUUCGAGUGAAGCAAAAGCCUUUCAUGAUUAUAGUGCAGCAGCUGCCCCGAGCCCCGUGCUUGGCAACAUUCCCCCCAACGAUGGGAUGCCGGGAGGCCCCAUCCCGCCAGGUUUCUUUCAGGGUCCUCCGGGGUCACAGCCCUCGCCGCACGCACAGCCUCCACCUCACAAUCCUAGCAGCAUGAUGGGACCCCACAGUCAGCCUUUUAUGUCACCGCGAUACGCCGGCGGCCCCAGGCCCCCGAUCAGAAUGGGAAACCAGCCUCCAGGAGGAGUUCCUGGGACACAGCCAUUGCUGCCCAAUUCCAUGGAUCCCACACGACAACAAGGCCACCCCAACAUGGGAGGAUCAAUGCAGAGAAUGAACCCUCCCCGAGGCAUGGGGCCCAUGGGUCCUGGCCCACAGAAUUAUGGCAGCGGCAUGAGACCACCACCCAACUCCCUCGGCCCCGCCAUGCCCGGGAUUAACAUGGGCCCGGGAGCUGGCAGACCCUGGCCCAAUCCUAACAGUGCUAACUCAAUUCCAUACUCCUCCUCAUCACCUGGUACCUAUGUGGGACCCCCUGGUGGUGGCGGUCCUCCAGGAACACCCAUUAUGCCCAGUCCCGCAGAUUCAACAAAUUCCAGUGACAACAUCUACACAAUGAUUAAUCCGGUGCCGCCUGGAGGCAGCCGGUCCAACUUCCCGAUGGGUCCCGGCUCGGACGGUCCGAUGGGCGGCAUGGGCGGCAUGGAGCCACACCACAUGAAUGGAUCGUUAGGGUCAGGCGACAUAGACGGACUUCCAAAAAAUUCUCCUAACAACAUAAGUGGCAUUAGCAAUCCUCCAGGCACCCCUCGAGAUGACGGCGAGCUAGGAGGGAACUUCCUCCACUCCUUUCAGAACGACAAUUAUUCUCCAAGCAUGACGAUGAGUGUGUGAUCCCCCCUUCUCCGAGACGCUGAGAGAGCGGGCAUUGCAGGCGGGAAGAUGCCAGAAAUUAUGCAAGAAGUGAGGUGUCAUUAUCCAGGAGCUGGUGGGGAGGGCAUCUCCCUGCUCCCCUCAACCCCCUCCCACCCCAUCCACGCCCCCCACCUUUCCCAAUUUUAGUUUCAUGCAAUAAAAAGGCCGAACUUUUUAUUCCAUAAAACAUGAAGGACAAAACUCAAAAAUGUAUUUCAAGUCAGUGACCAGAAAAAUCGCACCCCUUGCCCUUUCCCCAAAGGACCUUUUCCGUACACGACACUUUUUUGUUUUUUGUUUGGGGUUUUACCGUUGGGAUUUUUUUAUUUGUUUUCAGGGGGGGUUUUUUGGGGAAAAUUUUUUUAAAUGGAAGCUUCUAGCAAGCCCCCCACCCCAAUCAACCUCUAUGCUUUCUUCUUAAAAAAAAAAAAAAAAAAAAAAAAGGAAAACCAGAAGCCCUGCUGUCUGUCUGUCCCCAAGCCCUUCCACCAGAAAAGCUAGUCUAGGUGUGAGAGCCCACAUUGUCUGUAGCCAUCAAAAAUAAUAAUAAUAAACUGGACAGUUUACAA